Messenger RNA from Austrofundulus limnaeus, 936 nucleotides. NCBI's taxonomy places the organism in Eukaryota, Metazoa, Chordata, Actinopteri, Cyprinodontiformes, Rivulidae. The record is from RefSeq and is a predicted model, not a curated record.
UCACCCGUCACCUCAACUGGAUCGUCACCCGUCGUCUCUUCGUCACCUGGGUCGUCACCUGUCGCCUCACCUGGGUCAUCACCCGUCACCUCAUCUUCACCUGGGUCGUCACCCGUCGCGUCCUCAUCGCCUGGGUCGUCACCCAUCGUCUCUUCGUCGCCUGGGUCGUCACCCGUCGCCUCAACUGGAUCGUCACUCGUCGUCUCUUUGUCACCUGGGUCGUCACCCGUCGCCUCACCUGGGUUGUCACCCGUCGCCUCAUCUUCACCUGGGUCAUCACCCGUCGCGUCCUCAUCGCCUGGGUCGUCACCCGUCACCUCCUCUUCACCUGGGUCAUCACCCGUCACCUCCUCUUCACCUGGGUCGUCACCCGUCGCCUCUUCGUUGCCUGGGUCAUCACCCGUCGCCUCCUUGUCGCCUGGAUCGUCACCCAUCGCCUCUUCAUCGACUCCUCUUCACCUGGGUCAUCACCCGUCGCCUCCUCUUCACCUGGGUCGUCACCUGGGUCAUCACCCGUCGCCUCCUCUUCACCUGGGUCAUCACCUGGGUCAUCACCCGUCGCCUCCUCUUCACCUGGGUCAUCACCAGUCGCCUCCUCUUCACCUGGGUCAUCACCCGUUGCCUCCUUGUCGCCUGGGUCGUCACCCGUCGCCUCCUUGUCGCCUGGGUCGUUACCCGUCGCCUCCUUGUCGCCUGGGUCAUCACCCAUCGCCUCCUCUUUGCCUGGGUCGUCACCCGUCGCCUCCUUCGCCUGGGUCGUCACCCGUCGCCUCCUUCGCCUGGGUCGUCACCCGUCGCCUCCUCUUCGCCUGGGUCGUCACCCGUCGCCUCCUCUUCGCCUGGAUCGUCACCCGUCGCCUCCUCGUUGCUUGGGUCGUCACCCGUCGCCUCUUCGUUGCCUGGGUCAUCACCCCUCGCCUGGGUUGUCACCCGUAG